AUGUGUGGAAUCCUCUUUUCUAUCAGCAGAAGCGACUCGAGAAACAAUCCGCACAAUAGCCGGUUUAACAGGCUCCUCUCAAAACUCCAAGCAGCGACUAGCUCACGAGGGCCUGACGCGCAAGAUGUCAUUUAUACCGACGUGCAGGAGCUGACUUUGACUUUCUGUGCCUCCGAACUCCGUUUGAGAGGCGACGCCUUCAUCAAGCAACCGCAUACAGAUGAUACUGGUAACAUCCUAUGCUGGAAUGGUGAGGUUUUUGAGGGCUUAGACGUUGGUCCGGACGAGAACGAUGGAGCGAAGCUUUUUUCUUCCUUGACAAAUGCGAAAGACUCAGAAGAGGUGACCAGAAUAUUCGGUAACAUUGAAGGACCCUAUGCCUUUCUGUUCUAUCAGAAAGCAUCACGAAAAUUAUUCUUUGGAAGAGAUCCCCUUGGACGACGAUCACUUCUGAUUCACUACCCUAGCGAAUUAAGUCCGUACUUUCUGCUAGCAUCUGUGUCUGCGGGCUUGGAUGCCGGGUACGCUCUAGAAGAAGUAUCGACGGAGCAUAUAUGCUCUUUAGAUCUCUCAAGCUUGGUCAAACGCGAUAGCGCCCGACCCUCUGCCAUCGAACGUAGUAUCCCUGAUGAUCCGCCUAGACCGCAAAGCCUAGAUGAUAUACCACCGCAUCUAUCUACAGCUGUAGACGACCUGAUCUCUCAGCUAGAACGCAGUGUAAUGCUUCGUGUUCGUGACAUUCCUCGUAGAGGUACAGUACCAGGUCAAGCUCGAGUUGCCGUGUUCUUCAGCGGCGGUAUAGACUCUACUAUGAUUGCAUUCCUAGCUGACAGACAUGUCGCUCCCGACGAACCUAUCGACUUGCUUAACGUCGCAUUCGAGAAUCCUCGGAAGAUCGCAGUGAAAGUCGAGGGCAACAUCUACGGUCUUCCCAAACGAGAGAAGAAGCAGAAGCUCCGGGAUCCUUUAGACUACUCCACGGUGAAGGUCACCUACGAUGUCCCAGACAGGCUCACAGGCCUGCAGGAGGUGGAAGAGCUGAGGCGACUAUGUCCGAAACGGACAUGGAACUUCCUUGAAAUCAAUGUACCAUAUGAGGAAUCGCAAAACGCGCGCGCAGCUGUGGAAGCUCUCAUGUUUCCGUCCAGGACAGUCAUGGAUCUCAGCCUAGCCAUUGCUCUGUAUUUUGCCGCGCGGGGUGUAGGGCAGAUACGCUCGCACCCAGGUGCAGAGCCACAGCCAUAUACUAGCCCAGCUCGAGUCCUCCUCAACGGAUUAGGUUCAGACGAAUUGCUCGGCGGAUACGGUCGACAUCGUACAGCGUUCAAGGCGGCAGGUUGGCAAGCGGUAAUUGACGAGCUUCAACUCGAAAUCGAUCGCAUACCCACAAGGAACUUGGGAAGAGACGAUCGCGUCAUAUCGUCCUGGGGAAAGGAAACCCGCCAUCCGUUCCUCUCGUUGUCUGUCGUCAACUUCCUCGCGCAAUUGCCGGUUCAUCUAAAGCUGGAUCCUCGACUGGAAGCCGGUGUUGGCGAGAAGUUGCUAUUACGGCUGGCCGCGCGUAAAGUAGGACUCGUGGAGGCGAGUGGGAGGAAGAAGAGGGCGAUGCAGUUUGGCAGUCAUUCUGCGAGGAUGGCACCAGGCGAAAAUGAUGGGAAAGGAGACCUCUCGAUAGAUACUAGAUAG
Molecule: messenger RNA, 1686 nt
Organism: Dichomitus squalens LYAD-421 SS1
Lineage: Eukaryota; Fungi; Basidiomycota; Agaricomycetes; Polyporales; Polyporaceae
Exons: 12
Coding region: 1-1686 (561 amino acids)
Molecular function (GO): asparagine synthase (glutamine-hydrolyzing) activity
Source: RefSeq, a predicted model, not a curated record